This is a messenger RNA of Brassica rapa (field mustard), 3545 nucleotides long. RefSeq lists its product as uncharacterized. Lineage: Eukaryota; Viridiplantae; Streptophyta; Magnoliopsida; Brassicales; Brassicaceae. The record is from RefSeq and is a predicted model, not a curated record. Gene Ontology annotation, molecular function: protein dimerization activity; DNA binding.
AAAUGGGGAACAUGUGAUUCUUUAUGUUGAGGGACAUUUAUUUUUUUUAACAAUUGGAAUUGAUAUAAUUUUGUAAUUAACUCAGAUUGUUAACAGCUGUGUCGAUGAUUUUUUUUUUUUUGCUUUUGAAUUUUUUUUGCCAAAUGUCAAUUUUUGAUUUGUUAGGUGACUAGUGAUUUAGUAUUUAAAAUGAUUAAGUUAAUUGUAUAAAAUAUAAAUCAACAUAGCAAAAAUAUAAAAUAAUAAAAUAAAAUUUAAUAUUAUUUGUAAAUCAUAAUUACCCAAAUGAUAGAAAUAAUGUUAAUUAAAAUGAUUAUUUUCCAACAAAUAAAAGUGAAUUGAUAAAAAGAUAUAAUUAUUAAAUUGUAUUAUCAUUGAUCCUAUUUAAUUAACUAAAACUAAAUUAAUAAAAAUAAAUACAGAUAUAUGAAAUAUAAGCACUAAAUUUAAACCAACAGUUUUAAAUGAAUAUUAAAAAUAUACAUUUCAUAUUAAUUUGUUAUAUUUUGAAAAAUUUCAUACUUACUUUCAGCAAUUAUAUAAUCGAGAUCUAUAUAUAAAGAAAAUUAGAAGAUGCCGCACAUAAAGUCACUUAUCAUCAUCUCAACCCUUAUACUUUAUUAUAUUUUGCAUACGAGUCCUCAAAUUAAAACCGAUUUAGCUACAAAAAGUGGAAAAAACAAAACAAAUUUAGCCAAAAAGGAUUAAAUUAAAAAAAAAACUAAAAAAAAUAAUCGUUUUUAUAAACCAGAAAUAGCUGGCCAACCCUUGUCUUCCUCUCGAACCCUAAUCAAGCCGGCUCAUCUCAAAAGACAAAAGAAAAAUUCCCAGAAAUUGCAUCUCUCCGCCACCCUCAGAUUCUCCCUUUCCGUUACUCAAACCCUUCUCCUCCGUCCGAUUCCACCUGAUCCUUCCCCGGAACCGAAGUCCUUUAACCGUAAUUUUAAUCAAAGUUUAUUACCUAACCGCGUAACCAACCAACCAACCCGGUCACAACCCGCAAACCAAACAGAAAAAGAGUAAUGGAUUCAGAUUUGGAGCCAGUAGCUCUCACACCACAGAAACAAGACAGUGCAUGGAAGCACUGCGAGGUCUACAAAUACGGAGACCGAGUCCAGAUGAGAUGUCUCUACUGCAAGAAGAUGUUCAAAGGAGGCGGCAUCACCCGCGUCAAGGAGCACCUCGCCGGCAAGAAAGGCCAAGGCACCAUCUGCGACCAAGUCCCCGAGGAGGUCCGCCUCUUCCUCCAGCAGUGCAUCGACGGCACCGUGAGGCGUCAGAGGAAGAGGCGGAGGUCCAGCGCUGAGCCUCUGCCUAUCGCUUACUUCCCUCCGGAAGAGACUCAGGUCGUCGAGGGCUCUUACGUCAACAACGGGGAAGUGGUUGCAGCUGGUGGUGGACAGAGCUCGGGGAGGACGAAGCAGAGGACUUACAGGAGUAGGAAGAACAUUGUAGAGAGAAGUGAGUUGGCGAAUGUUGAGGAUUUGAUUGGUGGAGAUAUGGAUAAUCUGAUCCCUGUUGCUAUUAGUAGUGUUAAGAACAUUGUGCAUCCUUCUUCGAAGGACCGUGAGAAGACGGUUCACAUGGCGAUUGGGAGGUUCUUGUUUGAUAUAGGAGCUGACUUUGACGCUGUGAGCUCUGUUAACUUCCAGCCGUUGGUCGAUGCGAUUGUUUCAGGUGGGUUUGGUGUUUCUCUGCCUGCUAAUGAAGACAUCAAAAGUUGGAUUUUGAAGAGCUGCGUAGAGGAAGUGAAGAAAGAUAUCGACGAGUGCAGGCCCCUGUGGAAGAGGACAGGCUGUUCUGUUUUAGUCCAGGAAUCGAAUAAAGUACUUAACUUCUUGGUUCACUGUCCGGAGAAAGUAGUGUUCCUGAGAUCCUUUGAUGCCUCAGAGAUACUCACUUCUUCUUCUGAUGAUGAUGAUGAUGAUGAUAAGUUGUGUGAGGUGCUUAAGGAGGUGGUUGAGGAGAUAGGAGACACCAACGUCGUUCAAGUGAUCACCAAAUGCGAAGACCAUUACGUCUCCGCAGGGAAGAAGCUGAUGGAAGCCUAUCCUUCUCUCUACUGGGUUCCUUGCGCUGCACACUGCGUAGACAAGAUGCUCGAAGAGUUCGGGAAGAUAGACUGGAUAAGAGAAAUCAUCGAGCAAGCGAGAACCGUCACGAGGAUCAUCUACAACCACAGUGGCGUCUUGAACCUCAUGAAGAAGUUCACUUACGGCAACGACAUUCUCCAGCCAGCUUUCACCACUUACUCCACUAACUUCGCAACUAUGGCGAGGAUCGCUGAGCUAAAGCCUCAUUUGCAGGCGAUGGUGACAUCAUCCGAGUGGAACGAGUGUUCGUACUCAAAAGAAGCUGGUGGUUUAGCGAUGACUGAGACCAUCAACGACGAGAGUUUCUGGAAGGCGUUGACGUUGGCGAACAAUAUAACGGUUCCUCUUUUGCGCGUUUUAAGGAUUGUUUGUUCUGUGAGGAGGCCUGGGAUGGGGUAUGUCUAUGCGGCAGUGUAUAGAGCGAAGGAAGCGAUUAAGACGCAUCUUGUUCACAGGGAGGAUUACAUGGUCUUCUGGAAGAUUAUAGAUAAGUGGUGGUUGCAGCAGCAGCGUCUUCCUUUGCAUGCUGCUGGUUUCUAUCUUAACCCCAAGUUCUUCUACAACAUUGGGGAAGAGAUGCGUAGCGAGAUACACUUAGCUGUGGUUGAUUGCAUAGAGAAGUUGGUUCCUGAAGAUACUAUUCAAGAUAUAAUAGGAAAGGACAUUAACUCUUACAAGAAUGCUGUUGGGAUCUUUGGAAGGAACUUAGCAAUCAGAGCUCGAGACACAAUGCUUCCUGCUGAGUGGUGGUCUACGUAUGGAGAAAGCUGCUUGAACCUGUCACGAUUUGCUAUACGUCUUCUGAGUCAGACAUGCAGCUCAUUGGUUGGCUCUGGGAGAAACCUGACACCUUUGAAGAAAGUAUAUGAAUCCAAGAACUCCAUUGAGAGACAGCGUCUUAGUGAUCUUGUGUUUGUUCAGUACAACAUGCGUCUCAGAAGACUGGGGGUUGAAAGCGGAGAUGACAAUGCAGACCCGUUAUCACAGAGCAACAUGGAGCUUCUUGAAGACUGGGUUUCAAGAAACCAAGUUUGUAUAGAAGGAAAUGGAAGCUCGGACUGGAAGUCACUCGAGUCCUUUAAGAGGACAGAAGUAGCAGCGGUUGUCAUCGAUGAAACAGAAGACUUGGGGACAGGUUUCGAUGAUGGAGAGAUAUUCAAGGGAGAAAAGGAAGUGAGUGAUGAAGGUUAUUUCACAAACAUAUCGGAGAAGCUGUUCACGUGAACUCACUAAGAAGAAUCUCUCUUGUUUUUUUGUGUAAUAAUAGGGGUUUGUUUGAUUUGGAGAAACAUUUGUGAUUUUCUCCUCUUAGGGGCUUGGUUUGUUUGUAUUCUAUAUAGUUUUUACUAAUUGAUGCUGUGUCCCCAUAAUUACUGAGCAUGCAUUUCUUCUCUAUUUAGUGACUCCAUCCAAAACCAUUCAGACAUUUUGAUUGUUUUAUGUUUUUUUUUU